Messenger RNA from Malania oleifera, 2633 nucleotides. RefSeq lists its product as uncharacterized. Lineage: Eukaryota; Viridiplantae; Streptophyta; Magnoliopsida; Santalales; Ximeniaceae. Gene Ontology annotation, biological process: response to endoplasmic reticulum stress. The transcript has 11 exons. The record is from RefSeq and is a predicted model, not a curated record. Gene Ontology annotation, molecular function: protein binding. The coding region runs from base 120 to 2132 and encodes 670 amino acids.
AACCAUUUGUACACUCACUUCAUGCGUUUCGGCACCAUUUCGCGCUUCUCUGGCUUCAAUUAAACACUCCCUCCGACUCUCCCAGAAACGAAGAUCGUAUCCUUACAUCUCAUAUUCUGAUGGGCGCAGGAAGGAAAACAUACACAUUUCUUGGAAGUGAAAGUGCACCUUCUACGCCUGACCAGACAACUGCCCAUGCAUGCGCUAGGAAUUUGAAGAAGAGUCAUCUUGGUGGGGUCAUAUUUGGCUGCAAAAGCAGCACUAUAAAAGAAUGCCUUUUCAAACAACUCUUUGGCUUGCCAGCUCAUCACUUCUUAUAUGUGAAGAAUAUUGAUCCAGGGUUGCCGCUUUUUUUAUUCAACUACAGUGAUAGGAAACUUCAUGGCAUAUUUGAAGCUGCUAGUCCUGGUCAAAUGAACAUAAAUCCUUAUGGGUGGACCAUGGAUGGUUCAGAUAGGACGCAAUAUCCUGCACAGGUUCAAAUAUGUGUCCAGCUGCAGUGCCAACCGCUGCUUGAAGAUCAGUUUAGACCAAUAAUUGCUGACAACUAUUACAGUCAGAAUCGUUUCUGGUUUGAGCUAGACCAUGCUCAAACUAGUAAGUUGAUAAACUUGCUAUCCUCCAAAGCGGUUGCUUCAAGUACUUCUCUACUGCAAAAUACAGCGAAGUGGAGAACUCUUUUCCAAGCUGCACUAUUGGAUGACUCAAAAGAGACAAAUGAAGUCUCCAAACCACUUGAUUCAGAGGUUGCUUUUUCAUGUUUGGAUCAGUCAAAUGGGAAUCCGGAUUCUGCAGAUGUUGCUUUGUGUUUAGACAGAGAAAACCCACCAUUGGAAGCUCACUCAGAUGUGCAGUUUGUGAAAGAUGAAGUGGAUCGUUUGUACAGAAAACUGAAGAAAUUGUCUUUUGAUCGUGAAUAUUCGAGCUUGUCAUUAGUGAAUCAUGUGGACAACACCAUUGCUGUGAAUGACAUGCAGUUGGAGGACAGAGUUAUUUUGGAAGCUCAAGCUUUGUCAGAGGAGAAGAAUGAAAAGAGUCCUGACUCUCCAUCUGAUAUCCAGUCUGUUGUAACUAAGUUGAUUCAGGAAAUUGAGGAGUUAAAGGGUUUUAGAACUGAACAAGUUGAAAGGAUGGGUUAUUUGGAGCAGAAACUGAUUGAGGCAGAAAGAGAAAUUCAAUACCUCAAAGAUCGCUGUAUGAUGUUCGAGUCUAUGUCAAAUCCUACUACAACAGAUGUUAAUGAGGCUUUAAUUGAGACAUCUGAUGAGCUGCGUUUAGAUGUUGAUGAGUUCAUAUAUCUAGUUGGAGGAUAUGAUGGUGUAUCAUGGUUAGCAGCAUUGGAUGCCUAUUCACCUUCAAGGGAUGUGUUAAAAUCUCUCAAGUCAAUGAACUAUGUUCGUUCUUAUGCCUCAGUAGCAAAGUUGAAUGGUGAGAUUUAUGUAUUUGGGGGUGGAAAUGGAUGUUCAUGGUAUGAUUCAGUUGAAACAUACAAUCCAGCCAAUAAUCAGUGGACUCCCCGCCCAUCUUUAAACAGAAAAAAGGGUAGCCUAGCUGGAGUUACUUUGGACAACAAAAUUUUUGCUGUUGGUGGUGGGAAUGGCGUUGAAUGCUUUUCAGAUGUUGAAAUGUUUGAUUUAGAUGUUGGACGAUGGAUCACAACACGUUCAAUGCUACAGAAGCGAUUUGCCCUUGCUGCAGCGGAACUUAAUGGCGUGCUUUAUGCUGUGGGUGGAUACGACGGAAAAGACUAUUUGAAAUCUGCAGAAAGAUUUGACCCUAGAGAACAUUCUUGGAUGAAAAUAGGAAGUAUGAACACAAAGAGGGGUUGUCAUUCCAUAGCUGUUUUGAAUGAAAAGUUAUAUGCUCUUGGUGGUUUUGAUGGAAGGGACAUGGUUCCAAGUGUUGAAAUUUUUGAUCCUCGUAUGGGAUCAUGGGUAUACGGAGACCCAAUGAACCAGCCCAGGGGAUAUUCAGCUACUGCUGUUGUUAUGGAUUCCAUUUACAUAAUUGGAGGGGUGAAAGAUGGCGUUGACAUUGUAGACACCAUUGAAUGCUAUGACGGUUGUCGUUGGCUAGAAAGGAACCCGAGGGCCAUUGGAAAAAGAUGCUUCUCCUCAGCUAUAGCUUUAUGAGCGCAUGGGAUGGAGGUAUGUGCAGUCGCUAUGUCAGAAAUUACGAAGUCGUAUGUUCUGAGGUUGAUGCCCGCCUGGAAAGGGUUUAUUAUCGCAGCUGUUGGUGGACAUUCGCUGACAGUCGGGUAGUGUUCCAUGCAGAAUCUUUUAACCUUGGAAUCAAUUUAGUGGUCAUCAAUUUUAUUGUUCCUGAUCUCUAAUUCCACAUCUAAACUUCUGGGAGAUUUGGUAUUGAAGUGAUUGGUGGCCAAGCAAAAUACUUGGGUCACGGGCGCAUGUGGCAGCAUCAGGGAAGAAAAAGGUUGUGGAUCCUACACACCACCCUCUCUAGUGCUGUCACUUGGGCUUGUGCCCCACAGCGUUGCUCUUUUUGUGGUUCCUAAUUUUCUUUCUAGUUCUGCAUGUCAAACUUCUACGAAACUCCAUUUUUGGUCCUGGAAGUAUUUCUUUCCAAGGAUUACAUGUCCAGCGCAACGAAAAGGUUUCACCACUUUGCAAAAA